Molecule: messenger RNA, 1539 nt
Organism: Ciona intestinalis (vase tunicate)
Lineage: Eukaryota; Metazoa; Chordata; Ascidiacea; Phlebobranchia; Cionidae
Source: RefSeq, a predicted model, not a curated record
UUUGUGUUGUUGUUGCUGUGUACUCCAGAUUUAAAGUACAGCAGUCUACAGUUAGAUUACACAAAUAUAAAUGUCAAUCAGAAGUGAUUACACACAGCAGCAUAACAUGAAAUGUUUUUGCAUACUACGUCUUUUCAUCGUAAAUGCAGUGACCCAAUUUCAAGUUCUAAACGCUAACACUUUGAAUGAUGACGUCACAAAACUGCACUUCUUCAAUCAGAAGAAAAAUUUUAGUGAAGCGCAGCAAAUUUGUUUCAAAAAUAACUCAACACUUUUUGUCAAUAAAAGCGGGAAUCUACAAGACAUUAUAACACCUAAUAAUAUUGACAGCAAUAAAACAAGUAACAUAACGGCGAACAUUCCUAUUGGGAUGAUUAGUUAUUGGGUCGGUGCAACACGGAAGGCUAAUCAUAGCGUGUGGUACUGGUUAGAUGGAAGUACUGUUUCCACAAUGAACACAGCUCAUCAGUAUUGGCUCAAUAACACCUUUAAUGCAAACUCUACGGCGCACUUAUGUGCAAGUAUGAUGUGGAUUCACGCCAACGACACUAACGUGAAAGUACAGUUGAAUGCCGACUUGUGUUCUCUUCAUAAAUACUUCGUUUGCCAAACAGGUGAACUUGUACAGUAUACAGGUAACAAAACAGACUUUCCUCAGUCCCCCACCACAUGUAAUGAAGAAUGCUGGUAUCCUCUGUCAAUACUGUUUUGUAUAUUGCUUGUUCUAUUGAUAGCAUUGUUAAAAAACAGCGGACGACUUGAAAGUUGUUCUUAUGCACAUUUGACGAAGCUCCGAUCUGUUCGUUUGUUAUCGCAUUGGCAUAAGAACGUGCAAGAGCCCGUACCUCAACACGAGGUACCUCAAGAUUUGGUCGAAGAUACAGUUAAUGCUUAUGAAUUUGCAAUCAACGUACCGCAGAACGAAAACGCGUACGAUUUCGCCGAUGAAGUGUCACCAGCAGAAGCACAGGAGGCACCGGACAUAACGAUCACUCUCAAUGACAUACCACAGGAAUAUACAGUUGUCAGUCGACCAAAGCAGUUGGAUGUGCUUUACGCUACUGUAAAGUGAUAACUUAAACCAAUAUAUGAAGCGAACCUUUACUUCAUGCUGUUGUUCUUUACGUUUUACACAAGCUAAAUAUUAAAACCAGCCACAAAUCGAUUAAAUAUAGUAGAGUGAGGUAAGAUGGGACUAGUUUCAUUCUCUUUUCUAAGGCCAUUUGGUAGUAAAAAAAAACAUUUUUUAAAAUUGAAGAAUUUUAGAACCGUAUAUUCACAUCUUCCACAAAUCAUUGUUAAUUGUUUAAAACACGAUCAGGAUAUUUAGAUAUUAUGUGCUAAAGGUGUCCCGUCUUUCCCCCCUCUACUAUAUAUAUAUAUAACCGUAACCACGGGACUCUUAAAGAUCGAUUAGAAAAUAUCGGAUUAAGGUGGUUAUUUAGGUUGUAAUCCAUCUUAUUAUACUUCUACUUUUUAUAAAGAAUCUUUUAUAAACUAUAUAUUAUUACCUUCUCAAUAUACCAAUUGUAACCUUCA